Messenger RNA from Halichondria panicea, 1699 nucleotides. Its product is annotated as ankyrin repeat, PH and SEC7 domain containing protein secG-like. Lineage: Eukaryota; Metazoa; Porifera; Demospongiae; Suberitida; Halichondriidae. Gene Ontology annotation, biological process: protein localization to ciliary inversin compartment. Bases 106 to 1521 code for a protein of 471 amino acids. Gene Ontology annotation, molecular function: protein binding. The record is from RefSeq and is a predicted model, not a curated record. The transcript is spliced from 13 exons. Gene Ontology annotation, cellular component: ciliary inversin compartment.
CUGGCAUGUCUGUGGUGAGGGUAUUCAUAUCAUUCCAAGAAUAACAAGCUAGUGAUUGAGCCCAUUUUUCUCUAGCUAGCUGCAGUCAAGGUGCUAGUGGAGAAUAUGGAACAACACCGUGACGCUGAGCACUUGAAGGAGGAUGUUAAAUUGCAAUCCCAGAAAUUGGAUAAAGCUGCAAGAAAUGGUAAUGUCAGCGAAGUGAAGUCCUUGCUGGCACGUGGGGUCAACCCCAACCACCCCGGAUGCUCUCCAUUACACAGUGCUUGUAAGAUUGGUCACAUGGAGAUGGUUAAGGCACUUGUUGAGGCUGGAGCAGACACUGAGUUGGCCAUGGACAGGUAUCCAGUUCAUUGGGCAGCCUUGAGGGGUCAUAAGGAGGUGUUGGUUUACUUGAUCAGGGAUUGCAAGUGCAACGCUAAUACCAGGGACAAUGACGAUGAUACUCUACUCCACAUGGCAUGCCUUGGUGGUCACCUAGAUGUGGUGCAGUACUUGGUGGAGGAGGCCCACUGUGACAUCAAUGUAAAAAACAAAAACAAUUCUUCUCCACUCCACAAAGCAUGCAUUCGUGGUCACCAAGGUGUGGUACAGUACUUGGUGGGGAAGACCAACUGUGACAUCAAUGUACGGAACAAUAAGAACGAUACUCCACUCCACUAUGCAUGCUCUGGUGGUCACCAAAAUAUGGUGCAAUACUUGGUGGAGGAGGCCCACUGUGACAUCAAUGUAAGGAACAAUGAAAACGAUACUCCACUCCACAAUGCAUGCCUUGGUGGUCAUCAAGGAGUGGUGCAGUACUUGGUGGAGAAGGCCAACUGUGACAUCAAUGCAACUAAUAAGUGUGACGAGACACCCCUUGGCAUAGCUGAACUGAGAGAUUACAAGUAUAUUGUUGACUACCUCAAGACUAGACAAGAAUCAUUUCCUGGACAACCAGAUGAGGGGUCCCUGUCAUCAGAAAGGCUCCAAUACUCAGCAGAUCCAGUCCAGAGAUCUACAAUAUCAUCAUCAGCAGGUGGAGACAGCCAGGUCCAUACUCAAAGAGGGAGUACAUGCAGGAAGCGUAAAAACACCGAAUUUAUUGUGAAAACACCAUCACCAGAGGAGUCAAGGAAAAGGCGCAAGUGCACAGCUUCAGCUAGUGACAAAGUCAUUACUACUCAAAGAGUACCACCUGCUAAUCGAGUCGCUCUCCAAGAACUAAUGAGGCGAUACAAUCUGACUGAUGAGCAAGUCAACAGUGAAAUAGUGGAUUCUGAUAUUCCUGAAAUGGCCUUAUGUUUUGAUGAUGUGGACAUGUAUUCAACUGCAAUGGGACUAGCUAUUGCUGAACAAGCCGAUGUGAAAGAAUCACGUGGAAAUCAAGCAGCAAUGAUGAAGUGCUUGAAAAUCUGGAAGGGACAUAAUCCUUCACGAGCAACUUACAGAGCUCUACUGGGUAUCGCACUAAGAUUGGGGAAAGGAAACACAGCUGAUCAAGUCUGUCAGCAAUUGACCCAACAUCGUACACUGGACUGAUGAACUGCAUGGUACUUGGUUACACUGUGUCGAACUGUACAGAACACUCAUAUUACGAUAUUGACAUAAUUAUGUAAUGUGUUGCAUUUUAGUUGACUGCAUGUAAAAUAGAUAAUUAUCCAUUUUGGUACGCUAAUGCUAUUCACUACAUUCCAUGCAUCUUAUGUGUUCCUAUGAA